AUGGUUGGUGCACUAGUUCGGAGUCACUCUACACACAAGAGUGUGGCGUGGUUAUGGCCGCUCGUAUCACUUCUCCUGGUGCAGUUUCCCUCAAACGUCUUAGCGAUACAGAAAGAAAUGACGGUCAGUAUUGCGCCCGGAAAGGUGGACUGUUUCUACGAGACUGCAAAAGCCGGACAAACGAUCGACAUCGAGUAUCAGGUGAUAGACGGUGGGCACGGCGAUUUGGAUAUCAGCUUCGAGCUGGCCGAAGUGACGGGACGCACAAUAUUUGCCGAUUAUAAAAAGUCGGACAACAUUCACCGUUUUCCGGUGCCGUACGAUGCGGAGUACAAGUUUUGCUUUGAUAAUGGCUUCAGCCGGGCAAACAGUAAGACGGUAUUUUUUGAGCUCAUCAUCGAACGGGAAGGUGACCAGGAUGAUUCCAGCUGGUCGGAUAUCGAUCUACUCGAGGGCCUAACGCCGGAGGAGUUCUACGAGAUGAAGGUACAGGACAUGGAGGACGCGAUCAAGCGUGUACGCAACAAUUUAACGAAGGCGCGCCAGCUGCAAGACAUGCUGCGCUCGCACGAGGCUCGCGAUCGUAACGUGGCCGAGGAAAACUACUUCAAGGUGAACGUGUGGUCGUUCUUCCAGAUUCUUGUCAUGGUCGCUGUCGGUACACUGCAGGUGUUCAUGGUGAAAUCGCUAUUUGAUGUAGAUUCGCGAGCGUACAAGCUGCUCACCAAGCUAUAA
Molecule: messenger RNA, 735 nt
Organism: Anopheles marshallii
Lineage: Eukaryota; Metazoa; Arthropoda; Insecta; Diptera; Culicidae
Gene: opm
Product: transmembrane emp24 domain-containing protein 5
Exons: 2
Coding region: 1-735 (244 amino acids)
Biological process (GO): endoplasmic reticulum to Golgi vesicle-mediated transport; Golgi organization; intracellular protein transport
Cellular component (GO): Golgi apparatus; endoplasmic reticulum; COPII-coated ER to Golgi transport vesicle
Source: RefSeq, a predicted model, not a curated record